This is a messenger RNA of Leptosia nina, 1281 nucleotides long. The record is from the annotation of a GenBank genome assembly. Lineage: Eukaryota; Metazoa; Arthropoda; Insecta; Lepidoptera; Pieridae.
AUGAAGAUUUGGAUAUUGUCCCUUCUUGCCGUGGCUUUUGCCAAGCAUGAACAUUAUGCUGGAUGGCGAUCAUAUUUCGUAGCUCCCACUUCUGCUGAACAGCUGGCAGUCUUGGGAUCUCUAGAGAUGAGCUUAGAAGUGGACUUCUUUAUGAGACCACGAUUGGACCGUGAGGGCGUUGUGCUUGUGAAGCCAGACUUUCAGGAGGAAUUCGUUCAGGUUCUAGCAAGAGAAGGGAUUAGUCACAAGAUUCACGCAGAAGACGUGAAAGCGCAGCUUGAUAUAGACGACGAAAUAAUUGAAGCCAGGCAUGCAGAAUUCCGUAGCAGGAGUGAGCCAGAAAAACCAUAUGAUAAUUACGUUCGUUUGAAUGUGAUAUACAACUACAUGGACAGCAUCGCUGCAAAAUACCCCAACAUUGUUAAAAUGGUUACCCCGGGAAAUUCUUUCGAAGGCCGCCCUAUCAAAUAUUUGAAGAUUUCAUCAAGCAAUUUCGAAGACAGAUCUAAAUCUUUGAUUUUUAUUGAAGCUACAAUACACGCGAGAGAGUGGAUUACUCCUCCAGUAGCUACCUAUGCCAUCCACAAACUGGUUGAAGACUUAACUGAUCGUGAACUCCUAGACAAAUUUGACUGGAUUAUAUUACCUGUGUCAAAUCCUGAUGGAUAUGAAUUCUCUCAUACAAAUCAACGUUUCUGGCGUAAGACGAGAUCAAUAGACCAAUCUCAAUCCAGCAGAUUAUGUCCAGGUGUUGACGGUAACCGCAACUAUGACUUCCAUUGGAGAACGGUUGGAACCAGCAAUAACCCAUGUACGGAUAAUUACGGAGGAUCCCGUCCUUUCUCCGAAGUAGAAACCCGAAUUGUUAGAGACAUCAUUCAUGAGUAUUUGGACAGAAUGACUCUAUUUAUCACCCUUCACAGCUUCGGCAGCAUGAUCCUGUAUCCCUGGGGCCACGACGGUAGCUUGUCCCAAAAUGCUCUCGGCUUACAUACUGUUGGUAUUACUAUGGCUGAAGCGAUAUAUGAAAAAAAAUUACCUCAUUUCCCAAGAUAUGCAGUCGGUAAUUCCAGACUUGUUAUCGGAUAUGGUGCAUCCGGUGCUGCUGAAGAUUAUGCUCAUUCUAUCGGAGUUCCAUUGGCUUAUACUUAUGAAUUACCCGGUUUAAGACAAGGGUUCAACCUCGAUCCGAAAUAUGCCAGACAAGUUUCUGAAGAGACUUGGGAAGGUAUUGCAGCGGGUGCUAAAAAGGCUAGAGAAAUUGUACUUACGUCCAAAUAG